Rhinolophus ferrumequinum (greater horseshoe bat) is the source of this 3188-nucleotide messenger RNA. It is a transcript of the gene PTBP1, whose product is annotated as polypyrimidine tract binding protein 1. The coding region runs from base 136 to 1809 and encodes 557 amino acids. Lineage: Eukaryota; Metazoa; Chordata; Mammalia; Chiroptera; Rhinolophidae. Gene Ontology annotation, molecular function: mRNA binding. The record is from RefSeq and is a predicted model, not a curated record. Gene Ontology annotation, cellular component: nucleus. The transcript has 14 exons. Gene Ontology annotation, biological process: mRNA processing; regulation of RNA splicing; regulation of cell differentiation.
GCCAAUGGGCAGAACGCGCGGGGGACGUGUUCGGGCGUCUCCGCCAUUUUGUGAGUCUAUAACUCGGAGCCGUUGGGUCGGUUCCUGCUAUUCCGGCGCCUCCACUCCGUCCCCCGCGGGUCUCCUCUGUGUGCAAUGGACGGCAUUGUCCCAGACAUAGCAGUUGGUACAAAGCGGGGAUCGGACGAGCUCUUCUCUGCCUGUGUCACUAACGGACCCUUUAUCAUGAGCAGCAACUCGGCCUCUGCAGCAAACGGAAAUGACAGCAAGAAGUUCAAAGGCGACAACAGAAGUGCUGGUGUGCCUUCCAGAGUGAUCCAUAUCCGCAAGCUCCCCAGUGACGUCACUGAGGGCGAGGUCAUCUCCCUGGGGUUGCCCUUUGGGAAGGUCACCAACCUCCUGAUGCUGAAAGGGAAGAACCAGGCCUUCAUUGAGAUGAACACAGAGGAGGCGGCCAACACCAUGGUCAACUACUACACGUCGGUGACGCCUGUGCUGCGCGGCCAGCCCAUCUACAUCCAGUUCUCCAACCACAAGGAGCUGAAGACGGACAGCUCGCCCAACCAGGCCCGGGCCCAGGCCGCCCUGCAGGCCGUCAACUCCGUGCAGUCAGGGAGCCUGGCCCUGGCGGCCUCAGCCGCUGCAGUGGAUGCUGGGAUGGCGAUGGCAGGCCAGAGCCCAGUGCUCAGGAUCAUCGUGGAGAACCUCUUCUACCCUGUCACCUUGGAUGUCCUCCACCAGAUCUUCUCCAAGUUUGGCACGGUCCUGAAGAUCAUCACCUUCACCAAGAACAACCAGUUCCAGGCACUGCUGCAGUACGCUGAGCCCGUGAGCGCCCAGCACGCCAAGCUGUCCCUGGACGGGCAGAACAUCUACAACGCCUGCUGCACACUCCGCAUCGACUUCUCCAAGCUCACCAGCCUCAAUGUCAAGUACAACAACGACAAGAGCCGAGACUACACCCGCCCUGACCUGCCCUCUGGUGACAGCCAGCCCUCGUUGGACCAGACCAUGGCUGCAGCCUUUGGUGCACCUGGUAUAAUGUCAGCCUCCCCGUACGCAGGAGCUGGUUUCCCUCCCACCUUUGCCAUUCCUCAGGCUGCAGGCCUCUCCGUCCCCAACGUGCACGGGGCCCUGGCCCCUCUGGCCAUCCCGUCGGCAGCAGCAGCUGCAGCUGCAGCGGGCCGGAUCACCAUCCCUGGCCUGGGGGGCGCCGGCAAUUCCGUCCUGCUGGUCAGCAACCUCAACCCUGAGAGAGUCACACCCCAAAGCCUCUUUAUUCUUUUCGGCGUGUACGGCGACGUGCAGCGAGUGAAGAUUUUGUUCAAUAAGAAGGAGAAUGCCCUGGUGCAGAUGGCAGACGGGAGCCAGGCCCAGCUGGCCAUGAGCCACCUGAACGGGCACAAGCUGCACGGAAAGCCGGUGCGCAUCACGCUGUCCAAGCACCAGAAUGUGCAGCUGCCCCGUGAGGGCCAGGAGGACCAGGGCCUGACCAAGGACUAUGGGAACUCACCCCUGCACCGCUUCAAGAAGCCAGGCUCGAAGAACUUCCAGAACAUCUUCCCGCCCUCGGCCACCCUGCACCUGUCCAACAUCCCGCCCUCCAUUUCAGAGGAGGACCUCAAGAUGCUCUUCUCCAGCAAUGGUGGCAUUGUCAAGGGGUUCAAGUUCUUCCAGAAGGACCGCAAGAUGGCGCUGAUCCAGAUGGGCUCAGUGGAGGAGGCCAUCCAGGCGCUCAUUGAGCUGCACAACCACGACCUGGGCGAGAACCACCACCUGCGGGUGUCCUUCUCCAAGUCCACCAUCUAGGCCCCACCGCCAGCACCAGCCUGCCGGGCGCCCCGGCGACAACUUCCAGCAUUCCACAAAAAGCCACUUUAAAAGCAGCUGAAGUGACCUUAAAAGACCAGAGAUUUUAUUUUUUUAAAGAGAAAUCAGUUUACCUGUUUUUAAAAAAAUUAAAUCUAAUUCACCUUGCUCACCUUGGGGAGGCAGGGUGCUGGCUGCAGGCUCUUGGUGGCUGUGCACAGUGCCCGCUCCCCAGGCCCCUCGCCUGUGCCUUCUGCAGCCUGCGGGUGGGCGCUCCCAAACCUCCACUUGGCGUUCUUGUGCCUUAAACCCGCUGCUCCCGCAGGGCCUUCUUGUGGUAGCAAACGCGUAGGGGUUUGGGGGCUCGGGACGGCCUCCUGCAGGGAUCAUGUGCCUGGUGUGGCGGGGGGCCACCGUGCAGGGGCGGCCCACACCCCAACCCUCAUCUAAUCAAGCGUGCGAUCCUCCCCACCCCGGCGCUUCGGCUUGGAGCUCCUCAUGCUCUGUUGUGCUUUGACGCAGUGUGCACACCUGUGCCUAGCAAUAUCUCCAGUUGACCAAAUAUCCUAAUCUUUCUUCAUUUAUAUGCAAGAGAAAUAGUUUUAAGUAACUUUUUAUAUAGCAAGAUAAAAAUGGUAUGAGUGUAAUCUAAAUUUCUUCCUCGUAUGACUUUGUAUACUGUAUUUUUUAUUUUAUUCCUUGUAAUGAAGUCACAGGGCGGGAUCUCAUUUCCAGGGCAGAUGCCAUGGGUGGGGCUGGAGAGCCCGGGUCCUUCUAGAAGCCCCAGGCCUCCAUCUGAGACCUCUAGAUGCCUUACACCUAGCCUGCUCUCUGUCUCGGAGGACAAGCGCUCUUAAGCUUUCAGGGUUUAAUUUUCCUGCAAACUUUGGACCAAAGUUUUGUUUUUGUUCUUUGCUUCUAAUGCUGGGACCCCAGAAGGUGGGACAACGGCCCUCGAGUCUUAACUGUCUCCUUUUCCUCGCGUCCAGCACUCCCUGCUCCAAGGGGUCCCCGUGCGCAGACCCCAUGCUGGCCAGCUCCUCUCUUGGGGCUUGGACCCCUGAGUUUCCAUGUUGGGGUGGGACAAGGGUGUAAAUAUUUAUAAUUUUUUAUACCUGUUGUAAGACAUGAGGGGCAGCAAACACCGUUUUUUAUGGUGACACAGAUGUAUAUUUUGAUACCAGCAAUUACAGGCUCAGUAUUGUGAUGAGCACGGCACAUUCCACUGCCCGCCCAGUGGCUUAUAACGACUUGUAAUGCGGAGAACAGAAUUAAAGCGAUUUUACAACAAUGGCCUUUCCCAAAGGCGUUCUUCUGUUCGUCAUGUAGAAGGCAGUGGCCAGUCUGUAUGGACUUCGAAUAAACUGUCCCGCACUCCA